Messenger RNA from Oncorhynchus keta (chum salmon), 5145 nucleotides. RefSeq names its product cation channel sperm-associated protein 2-like. The transcript has 10 exons. Gene Ontology annotation, molecular function: calcium-activated cation channel activity. Bases 672 to 2228 code for a protein of 518 amino acids. Gene Ontology annotation, biological process: sperm capacitation; fertilization; monoatomic ion transport. Lineage: Eukaryota; Metazoa; Chordata; Actinopteri; Salmoniformes; Salmonidae. The record is from RefSeq and is a predicted model, not a curated record. Gene Ontology annotation, cellular component: CatSper complex; membrane.
CAGAGUUGAUUGAUUUAUGGAGUACAGACAACGUAAUAACAGGUGAGAGAUGACGUUGUAGAACGAUUACACUGUUGUGACGUCACACAUUGUAAAAUACCAUUUCGAUUUAUGACACAUUUGUGUUCUGUUGAAGAGAACAUUUCAGUCAUGUCAAACUGCUUUGGUGAAAUCAUGUCAAACUUAUUUUGUUUUGCUUAGCUGAACGAUAUUCAUAUAGACAAAUGGGGACACAGGUAAGUAAUAAUUUAACAAUACUGUUUCAUGUUGUGAAUUUAUGGCUAUCCAAAUUGUCAUAUGGAUGGCAAUUCUUUAAAAACUUUACUGUAAAUUCAGGUUCUAAUCACUGACAACAAUUGCCGUAAUUUGCAUGGUCAUUUUCCAGGAGCCCCCCUCCAUGGAUCUUCCCUCCUACAACAGCCAUGAUGAGAGGGGCAAGUCAACCAAUGAGAAGUUCCUUCCCAGAGCAGAGGUGGUCAGGUCCAAACUCAUCCAGAGCUUCUACCUGCUGGACCAGUUACAGGAGGAGCAGAGAGGAAGCCCCAAAUACUGCACCAAUGAUGUUUUAGGUAGCCCACAGUAAUGACAUAGCUUCCUAUUUGGUCUGAAUGAAACCGGCCUGAGUUGUUUUGAGAAUAGAGGUGUUUGUCUGUGAAGAGAUUUGUAGAAGUAUGUUUACUUCAGAUGAUUACACACUUUGGUCCUGCUUGGCCUACACUUUACAAUACAGGAAUACUGUGAUUCUAUCGUGUGUAUUUGUUUUUAAGAAGGCAUUGCUAAAUAACAAGGAUGCUUAUCUCGUGUCUGUCUGUCUGUCUGCCUGUCUGUCUGUCUGCCUGUCUGUGUGUGUGUGUUUGACAGACGAGGAGAACUACACCAGCCUGAUGGGGAAGGACACACACCAGCUAGUGCGUUUCGAGAUCUCCCCCCAGAGGGGCAGCACCAUCACCAUGGACCUCCGUCGCCAGGGACGACUGGAGAACCUCCAUGCCAACUAUCCGCCCUUGAACAUGUUUGCCCACUGGAUUCUAGAGAGUAAAAUAUUUAUGAAUAUCAUUGUCAUCCUCAUCAUUCUGAACACCAUUGUCUUGGAGAUACAAGCAGAGGUGUUUGACAACAUGGACCCCAAGCUGGAGAUUGUGAAACUGGUUCUGGAAAUGUUGGACUGGAGCAUCCUGGCCAUCUUCUUCCUGGAGAUCGUAUUGAAGUGGUUGGACAACUUCUGGAACUUCUGGAAAAGCACCUGGAACAUCUUUGAUUUUGCUGUCACCAUGCUGUCUGUUAUACCAGAGAUCGUGAAGGUCUUCAAAGGGGUGGACACUGACGACCUGGAGAUUGUGGCACUCCUAAAGAAGUUCCGUAUCCUCCGCUCCCUGAAAAUUAUCUCCAAAUUCAGGCAGAUCCGCCUUAUCGUGUUGGCCAUCUCCAAAGCUUUCAAGGCUAUGACCUUCAUAUUCUUACUGCUGCUGGUGUUUGCUUAUAUCUUCGCUGUGGUUGGAGUCAUCCUGUUCGAGAGUUACACUCGCUCCAACAUUGAGGGCCUGGUCUACAAUAUGAACUUUAAAGAUAUCUACAACUCCUUCAUCACCCUCUUCAUCCUCUUCACCAUGGAUCACUGGUACGCUCUGCUCGCCGACACCCGCAAAGUUCCAGAACUGGACAAAGCCAUAUGUGGCCUAUACAUCAUCCUCUGGCUCCUCAUAGGCUCCUUCGUAUUCCGCAAUAUCUUUGUGGGUAUUAUGGUGAAUAACUUCCAGGCCAUCCGGAGUGACCUCUCUAAAGAGGUACAGCAGAUUGAGAUCCAGGCCAAAGCUGAUCUCUUUAAAGCUGAGAUCAUAAACAGGAGGAUAAGUCAUUCGAAAUUCGCCGGGCUGAGCAAAGUGGCAGAGGAUGGUGAAGAGUCAUUUUCCACUGAGGAUCUACUACAGUUUACAAGAUCUAAUAUUCCAGAAAAAGACUGGGAGUCUUACGUGGAGGAGAAUAUGAAGGUGAUGCAGGAGCAGGAGGAGGACGAGAAGGUCACCUGGCCCCGGGAUUCCCUUUUCAGGUACUUUGAGCUGCUGGAGGUUCUCCAGCACAACCUGGACGAGAGGAAGAGGCUGCAGAACUUAGCAGGUAAGGAAUCACACGGAGGAGGAGCAGGAGGAGGAGGAGUAGGAGUAGUAGUAGUAGUAGUAGUAGUAGUAGUCGUCCCCUCCAGGACUGUAUUUAGAUGGCGAAGAGACUAAAAGGUUUUGCAAGGGGGUGGGGCCCCCCCAACCAAAUCUCUCGUAGGGCCCCCAAAAGGCUAGAGGUGGCACUGAGUGCUGAUGAAGGAGAUUGUGGUGGAUUAAUUUCUGAUUUACCAAAUGAGGAGAGAGAGACAAACUUCACACACCAGUCAGAGUUAUACUUAAACUACAUCUUUAAUAAUAAUUAAGCUUUGCAAUAGCAUUUGACUUUCAACAAUUCACUAUUUCUAAUGAACCAUUGAGAGUGGCUACAGAAAAUUACAAAGAUCUUUUAUAGCCAAGAUACACCCUUCUCAACCUACAUGACGAACCACAGAUCUUAGGAACUCUUCACAAAGUGACUUUAUAAUUGACAAAGGAGUAUCCCUUAGCCAGAUAACAGUCACUAUAAAUUAUCGCUCAGUUUGGUCCAUACGACAAGGUUCUAAUCUCAUUCCUGGUACUUCAUAGUACAAAAACACCAACUCAUCCAAUGGCAUAUAUCAAUUGCCAACUCUAGAUACUCCCAUCUCUAGUAAACCCCCUCUUGACCCCACUCCUGGACAAGCUCACUGAGGGGAGUGAGCCUCUAGGUCAUACACUAUCCCAGGAUAGAUCAGAGAGGACAUACAAUGUUUCCAGACGCUGCCAUACAUCUCCCCCCAAUGGGAAAAGGAGGGAGUGACUGGUGCACAGACAUUGUGGAGACAAGUAAUUGGUUCCCCAUUAAUCACGCCAUCCCUUCACAUGGUUUAAGAAUUGGUAAAGACACAUUCACAUAUGAAGACAAUGUUCCAUUCUGUCCUCUUCCCUUUCUGAUAUUCUGCAUAGCACCAGGGACAUGUGAAAGACAAGCCUGACUUCUCCCCUCUCUGGGCCCCAAGUGACUGAGACCCAGCUGAGGGAAAAGUGCAACUGCCAACACUAUUGUCCAAAGGGAUACAUUCUAAUGACAAGUAUCUCACAUGAGCAUAUUAUGCAAAUAAAACAUCUUAAUUAUCUAUGUUACCCAACUAAUUCUGAUUCAACCGCCACAAGAUGAGAAAGGGAUAGGAAACCACUUGAGACUAUGCACUUGGCAAUAGUCUUGGUAGCCGAGACUAGUAGAAAUGAGUCUGAACUAUUGAAACAACAACAACACUUCUGAAUAGGUUUCAUGUGUUUUUGCCAGAUGCCUUAAUCAUGUAAUAAGUAUGCCUCAUUUUAGAACCUCAUUGUAAAGUACAUAAUAGACACAGUAGACCUACAGGAUGUUUGAGUCAAAAAUGUUUUCUCUCUCUCUGUCUGUCUCGCUCUGUCCCUCUCCCUACUCUCUCUGUCUCUCUCGCUCUGUCCCUCUCCCUACUCUCUCUGUCUUCUCUGACACAGUUCAGGCGUUGCUAAACCUGCACGACUCAUAGGACCCCACAUCGACAUCUAUUCAGAAGAGCCACCAUAUUUUGAAGAAAAUAAAACAUGUUUUUUUUCUUCUUCCCAGUAUUGUCAUUUAUUCAUCAUUUAAGUCAUUUAGCAGACGCUCUUAUCCAGAGCGACUUACAAAUUGUCAGUGUCCAUGUUCAAUUAGUCAUCUAGUUCACCCUUGAGAACUAAAGCUGAUGUGGAGGGCAGAGAGAGCCAACGAUAGCCUGGUUAAACCAUACUGAAUGCUGUGCACACCGUUGUUUUACUUCACCUCAGUUUGGAUGCCAGGCUAAGGCAAUGAGGUCAAAUAUAUUUAUUCCUAGUAGUAGUCAACUUGAAUGGUCUCACAGUUCCACCCAAUAUGUAAUAGGGGGCACUCUUACACAGUGUCACUGAGUCCCCUGGGAGGUCAUGGACCGUGUCCACCACAGUUCUCCUUAAGGUUAUUCCCUGCAAUCUUAGAUUGACAUGUGACAUCCUAGACAGAUCAAGGUUACAUUGGUAAUGUCCUAUGCAAUAGCUGGUGGACAAUAACAAUGGGGUUUUAUUUAAAUAAAAGAAGGCUACAUUAAGUUCUCAGCGCAGAGGCUACUCUCAAAGUAGUCAAGAAAUGGCUGCCAGACCUUAGAAAACUUUUGAGAGGAGCCACGGGUGGAAUAUUUUACCUUCUCAAGUUUGAGAUGGGCCAUAACAUCACUAACCCAGUUUAAGAUGGGCCAUAACGUCCCGUUUCCACUUAAAAAAAGGAAUAAGUGGGCGGGCCAGACGGGACAAGAAGGCUAUGGCCUCUGCUUGGGUAAUGCAGAAAGUAAUCCCUUCGGGAGCGCCUCAAUAAUAGGGACAAAAUUGAGUUGGGGCAAUUAUCUUAUUGCAUAUAUAUGAGAAAGUCUCAAAGAUAGAGGACCAGAAUGGACCUGGUGUCAAGCAUGACCAGUACAUGUGAUACAGAGUGGCGGUUGGCUGAUGGCAUCUAGAGUAGGUUGAGUCUAUUUCUGUUUACAAUCUGACAGGUCUACUCCUGCAAAAGUGUAGGCAAUGAAAUACUUGAAAACUUUAGUAAAUCAUGUCUAAUGCAGAUAGAGGAUGGGUGUAUCCUGUCAAUUGCAGAAUGCCAGGUGAUAUCGGAGAUCUCGAUUCCAAACUCUUCCUCCCAUGAACGAUUGUACGUUCCCUACAUAGGUGAAAGUAUUGGGGAAAAGGAAUUGAAUCAAAAGAUACACAGAGUAUACGAAACAAGAACACCUGCUCUUUCCAUGAUUUCAGCCUUAUUCAGACGGGAUUUUUUUUUUUACUGGGGGAGCUCGGUUAAUGUAAACGUGUAAGAGCACAAAUCACCACAUCCGUCAUUUUAGUCCCGUCCGAUUCAGUAGGUUAAAUGAUUUACUCGUCAGGAAGGUCAUUAUACCAUCCCUAAAAGCCUACUGUUUUUCGGCAACCGCUUUCGACAAGAUGUAGUAGUGUCAAUGCCCCGAAAAAUUGUGGCUGAUCAUUCGGUAACCUACGGCGCUUAUUCAAUAUUCUUUACUCACCAAAU